Messenger RNA from Pelagomonas calceolata, 1445 nucleotides. The record is from the annotation of a GenBank genome assembly. NCBI's taxonomy places the organism in Eukaryota, Pelagophyceae, Pelagomonadales, Pelagomonadaceae.
CGUUUCUGCGUCGUGGGCGUCGCGCGCAGCGAGGUGGGCGUGGCUAUACGAGCUUGGGAUAGGCCCGGGUGACGCGUCGCGGGCGUCUCGCGCGUCUCGCGAAGGAGCAGCUGCUAUGGGUGUGCAGCUGCACAGAGGAUUUAGCUGGUGGCCUGGGAGACUCUCGUUCACUCCAGGCAACCUCUUCGUAGUCAGCACGCUGCGAAACCGGUAGACGCGUCCACAACGAGCGUUAUAAUGGCGUACGGAGCCAAAGGAAGCUGUCCUACGCCAGAUUCCGGGAUUAUCUAGCGGCAGUAAGGCACUAGCGACAAAAGCUCUGCUGCCUCUGCAACCGCGCAGUGGCGCGUAAAGUACACCCACGCGUACUCAGAAUACGUAUUAAUACUUGCACAGCAUCAGCCUUUGGCCAGCAAGUCGCGCAGAUUCGUGCGGCAUCAGCAAGCGAGUUUUCAAGGUCAUCGCUUUUGCAGCCGGCAGUAGUAGCAGGAAGCGAGCGCAAAUCAAUCGCAAGUCAAUGGCGAACCAAUACCGCACUCUAACCCGCGACAUCGCCGCAAGCUUACGUAGCCAAAACGUGGACGCCGCGGCCGCCGGCGUCGCGCUCGACGCCUUCGCGGCAGCGCUGCCCGACGGCAAGCUCAAGGCGAGCCUCGGCGACCCCGGCAGCGAGCAGCGGGCGGCCGCGGUGGAGGCCGUCGAAGCGCACCUCGACGACACGCUGACGCGCGCCGAAGACGACCUGGGCGCCGACGACGACACGCUGAGCGCGCUCGCGGCCCUCGCCGCCGAGGCGGCCUUCGCGAAAGACGCCGUGGCGCUCGGCAAGUGUUGCCGAGACGCCGCGCAAACUCUAGGCGAGGCGGAGAUCCCGCUGCUGGACCGCAGCGACGGCGACGGCGUCGCCGCGGCGGCCCAGGCAUGCGUCGCCGCGCUCUGCGCGUCAGUGCAAUUACUCGAGGACGACGUCGGCGACGAGAGCGACUGGCGCGCCGGCGCACUCGCGGGCUGCUACGCGGCACUGUUGGCCCAGACUUCGGGCCGCGCCGAAGCGGCCCUCGACGUGCUCGGCCUGCUCGGAUUUAGAGGAGAAGGUCGAGACGUCCGCGGAUUCGCCGAGGCGCUGGCCGAGAACGCCAAGGACGCCGACGCCGCGCUCAAGCUGCUGGCGACCCUGACGGGGCGCAGCGAUGUGCGGUCGUCGUGUGCUGCGUCGGCCGCGGGUCGCAUCCACCUUGAGCUCGCGGCUAGGGCGGCGGCACGCCUGGGAGAGCGCGCGGAUGAUGACGACGCCGCCGCCGUCCGACGCCACGUCGCGUCCGUCGCGCCGUGUCCGGAGCUUGUGCGCGCCAUCGCGGCGGACGCCCCGGCGACAUGGCUCGCCCGGGCGGACACGCAUGCGCUCGAGGCGUUGCUUAAGGAUGUGUAACAAUAAGUUUAAGGUA